Messenger RNA from Vanrija pseudolonga, 2726 nucleotides. RefSeq names its product kinase C-like protein (gene pkcA). Gene Ontology annotation, biological process: fungal-type cell wall biogenesis; signal transduction. The transcript has 6 exons. NCBI's taxonomy places the organism in Eukaryota, Fungi, Basidiomycota, Tremellomycetes, Trichosporonales, Trichosporonaceae. Gene Ontology annotation, molecular function: diacylglycerol-dependent serine/threonine kinase activity. Bases 1 to 2436 code for a protein of 811 amino acids. The record is from RefSeq and is a predicted model, not a curated record.
AUGACCAGGCCGGCACUGCUGCUGCUGCUGGCCAUUGUCAUUGUCGUUCCACCACCCAACCUCCCGCCGUCCAAUCCGGACAUUGCGACGCUCCUCCAGACGAUCCAGUCGGAGCGCCGCAACCUCGAGGGCGCGCGCGCCGUCAUGCGCGCCGUGCAGGCGUCGAGCCGCAACGAGGCCGUCAUCCAGCAGGCGCAGAACGAGGUGCGCUCGGCGCAGGUGACGAUUGAUUUCCUCGAGGCCGAGCUCGCGCGGUUGCAGCUUGCUGCGUCGUCGGCGGCGGCAGGGCCAACGCCGCCGCCAGCUGCGGCGGGGCCAUCGCAGCACCAGCAGCAACAGCAGCAGCAGUACGGAUACAAUGGCCAGCUGCCGGCGCAGUACCACUCGCCGCGGGUCGACGGCCCCACGGCGCCGCUCAACAUCAACCGCGCGGACCGGGAGCGGCCGCUGCCCCCCCCGCCCGCGGACGACGCGCAGGCCCCCGUCAGGGCCGACAAGAAGACGUCGCAGCUCGACCUGCUCCGCUACGAUGCCCCGCUGAGCGGCGCAAAGAUCACGCGCAUGCUCAACCAGCUCAACUUCAAGCUCCAGGUCGAGGAGCAGUACAAGACGGGCAUUGAAAAGAUGGCCAAUGCGUACCGUGCCGAAGGGGACCGGCGCCUGCGCAACGAAACAGACGCCAAGCGUAUCGAGUCGGACGGCAAGAUUCAGCUGCUUCGCGUCGCCAAGAAGCGCUACGAGAAGCUCGCCAAGUUUGGCUCUGCUGUCGAGGAGGACGAGGACCUCAUUCCUGAUUCCAAGCGCAAGGAGGCCCUCCGCAAGCCCAUCUCGGGUGAACUGGUGAUCAGCCUGAGAGGCGCCCGCGAGCUCAACCACCGCCCCCUGCCACGCCGGUCGUCCAAGGCAUACAGCGAGACGUAUGUGGUCAUCAAGGUCGAGGGUACCGAGCGCGCAGUGUCCAACCUGUCGCGCAACGACCGGUGGCUCGAGGACUUUAGAAUUCCAGUCGAGAAGGCCAACGAGGUCGAGAUCACCAUCUACGACACGGUCGCGCCUGGUGACACGGCGCCGAUCGGCAUGCUCUGGCUCCGCGUGUCGGACCUGCUCGAGGCGCUCCGUCGUCAAAAGGUCGCGGCCGCAGAGGGCGCCGGCGAGGGCUGGGUCACUGCCGACAAGGCCGCCUCGAUGGGUACUAGACAGGGCAGCGCCCCGGACUCGGCGACCCUCCACCAGACGGGCAUGCACAGGCCGCAGGGCGGCCAGGCUGGCGAGCAGAAGAGCGAGGGGAUUGAUGGCUGGUGGUCGGUCGAGCCGGCGGGUGCCAUCUCGCUCCGCCUCGACUUUGUCAAGGACAGCGCCGCUGGCGGCCGCCGCCCGUACGAAGCCCUCGGCCGUCAGGGUGCCGUGCGCAAGCGCAAGGGCGACGUGCACGAGAUGAACGGCCACAAGUUUGUCCAGCGCCAGUUUUACCAGCCCAUCAAGUGUGCCCUCUGCGAGGAGUUCCUCCUCACCGGCGAAGGAUACCAGUGCGAAGACUGUCGCUAUGCCUGCCACAAAAAGUGUUACCCCAAGGUGGUCACAAAGUGUGUCUCAAAGUCGGACAUGGACGGCGAGGGCGACGAGGAGAAGAUCAACCACCGUAUCCCUCACCGCUUCCAGGCCUACACCAACAUGUCGGCAAACUGGUGCUGCCACUGUGGUUACAUGCUGCCGUUUGGACGCAAAAACUCGGUCAAGUGCACAGAGUGCGACAUUACCUGCCACCAGACAUGUUCGCGUCUGGUUCCAGACUUUUGUGGCAUGACCAUGGAGAUGGCAAACACGCUCCUCAAGAACCUGCGCGACAUCAAGACGACGCAGGGAACAAAGCCUCCCAAGACCACCUACAACACGCACACACAUCAGCCUUCCAUCACGUACACGCCGCCCAAGCAGGAGGUGACGCCGCCGGCUCGGCCGCCACCACCGCCCGAUGCCUUUGGCGACCCCCGACCUGCACCCCAGGGACCCCCUCAGCUGCCAACUUCGCAGUCGUACAACAACUAUGCUUCGAUCCAGCCGCCAUCGUCCCCGUCCAGACCGCCGCGCCCAUCAUCCGACACGCAGCAGCAGCAGCAGCAAGUCCAGCACCGCCUCAGCUUUGAUGGCCGGGACCAGCAGCGCCCUAACCUCGAGAUCAACACGAAUCCCCCGCGGGUCACAACAUCGCCGCAGCCUCCCCCCCAGCAGCCUCAGCAGCCGCCUCAACAGCCGCAGCUGCAGCAGCAGUACCAGCCCCCUACCCAGCAGCAGCGCCCUCAACCCGCUGCCGGUGGCUACAAGCCCCCGACGUCGAUGCCCGGCCUCACGCAGACCCCCACGACCCAGACGGCAACGGCGCCUGGCCGCCCGGCUCCUCCCGCCGCCCAGAUCGCACCAUGGGCCGCGGCAGCUUAAACAACCCACGUCUAGACCUCAUUUCUGCAAUAUUUUUUGAUUCACCUGUUACCCUAGGCACGACUACAACCCCUUGCAUCGUUGCAUCGCUGCUCUGUUGCGCCGGCGAACACGGCGAGGACGGAAAAGCGACGCGGCGGAGGGGGAAGAGGUGGUGGCGGGCGGCGGCGGCGGCAGCAGUGACUGCACUUGCACAAGCUACGGAUGAUGGAGUAAUGCCCGCGGGAUGUGCGGGGUGCGGUCGUGUGAGAGUGGUCGUGGGGUCGUAGAGAGAGAGAGAGAGAGAGAGA